This is a messenger RNA of Staurois parvus, 769 nucleotides long. The record is from the annotation of a GenBank genome assembly. NCBI's taxonomy places the organism in Eukaryota, Metazoa, Chordata, Amphibia, Anura, Ranidae.
CUGGGUCAUCGGGCAUUGGAUCGUCUGGCUCGACAGCGGGCAUCAGGUCACCAGGCAUGACAGCGGGCACCGGGUCAUCAGGCAUUGGAUCAUCUGGCUCGACAGCGGGCAUCGGGUCACCAGGCAUGACAGCGGGCACUGGGUCAUCAGGCAUUGGAUCGUCUGGCUCGACAGCGGGCAUCGGGUCACCAGGCAUGACAGCGGGCACCGGGUCAUCAGGUACCGGAUCGUCUGGAUCGACAGCGGGCACCGGGUCAUCUGGCAUUGGAUCGUCUGGCUCGACAGCGGGCAUCGGGUCACCAGGCAUGACAGCGGGCACUGGGUCAUCAGGCAUUGGAUCGUCUGGCUCGACAGCGGGCAUCAGGUCACCAGGCAUGACAGCGGGCACCGGGUCAUCAGGCACGGGGUCAUCUGGCAUUGGAUCGGCUGGCUCGACAGCGAGCAUCGGGUCACCAGGCAUGACAGCGGGCACUGGGUCAUCAGGUACCGGAUCGUCUGGAUCGACAGCGGGCACCGGGUCAUCAGGCAUUGGAUCAUCUGGCUCGACAGCGGGCAUCGGGUCACCAGGUAUGACAGCGGGCACUGGGUCAUCAGGCGUGAUAGGAUCAUCAGGCUGGAUCAGUUCAUCAGGCUGGGUACAGACAUCAGGCUGGGUAGAGACAUCAGGCUGAAGUGCGGGUGCCGAGGCACCAGGCUGAACCACGGAAGGCAGGUUCUUGGACGGCAGGCUCACCGUUUGGAUACUGGCAGGAUGGUACUGGUUGGAAAG